CACAACCCAGUGCCCCGCCGUCAUCGUCUCCCUGUCCCAAUCAUUCUUCUUCCCUUUUCUACGGUCACCCUCUGCAAAGUAGGAACCUGAACUAAAGUUCCAUCGCCGAGCUUGAGAGUUUUCUCCAUAAAAUGGUUAGAAACGGCGAUGUCCCAUUUACAUUCCCCUCUGUAAAGCUCCCUCUUUUCUCAUUUCCACCGCAGGCCUCCAUCUCUAACCAGUUACUCUCAAGCAUCCACCUUCCUCUCAGCAAACUCCCCAAACUCCCAAAUCCAUUCGCCCAAAACUUCAAUCCGCAAAACGUGCUAACGAAAUUCCUGCAACACACAUUUCACAAACCCAUCAGAAGAUUCAAUUCCUACCCCGGGUCACCGCUUCUCUGCUGCUCGUCACUGUCGUUGAACCAGACUCGGGAAACUGAUGCUGACACGGUGGUGGCUCAGCAGGUGCAGCAGAAGAAUGCUGGGGAUGAGAGGGUUCUGAUAAGUGAGGUGUUAGUGAGGAACAAGGAUGGUGAGGAGCUUGAGAGGAAGGAUUUGGAGGCUGAAGCUCUCAAUGCGCUCAAGGUUUGCCGAGCAAACUCCGCCCUCACUGCCAGGGAGGUCCAGGACGAUGUGCAUAGGGUUUUUGCCAGUGGAUAUUUCUCCUCUUGCAUGCCUGUAGCUAUGGAUACCAGAGACGGGAUUAGGUUGGUUUUUCAGGUAGAGCCAAACCAAGAGUUUCGAGGCUUAGUUUGUGAAGGAGCCAAUGUUCUUCCAUCAAAGUUUAUAGAAGAUGCUUUUCGUAAUGGAUAUGGAAAAAUUGUUAACAUUAGACGUGUAGAUGAAAUAAUUAACUCUAUCAAUGGUUGGUUCAUGGAUCGGGGUCUCAUUGGCAUGGUCUCGGGUAUUGAUAUCCUUUCAGGAGGUAUUAUCAAGUUACAAGUUGCAGAAGCUGAGAUCAAUAACAUAAACAUACGCUUCCUGGAUAGGACUGGUGAGCCGACCAUUGGAAAAACAAAACCAGAAACUAUACUUCGGCAACUUACUACCAAGAAAGGGCAGGUGUAUAGUGCGCUUCAGGGGAAAAGAGAUGUGGAGACUGUGUUGUCAAUGGGCACUAUGGAAGAUGUUAGCAUCAUUCCCCAACCUUCCGAAGAUACUGGAAAGAUUGAUCUGACUAUGAAUCUGGUUGAGCGUAAAAGUCCAACAGGUAUAAGUGCUGGUGGUGGACUUUCAAGUCGGAUCACAAAUGGGCCUCUUGCUGGAUUGAUCGGAAGCCUUUCCAUUUACCAUAAAAAUCUUUUUGGGAGAAACCAAAAGCUCAACUUAUCACUAGAAAGGGGGCAGAUUGAUUCAAUAUACCGGAUAAAUUACACAGACCCUUGGGUUGAAGGAGAUGAUAAAAGGACAUCAAGAUCGAUCAUGGUUCAGAACUCAAGAGCACCUGGUACGCUUGUUCAUGGGAACCAACCGGAUAAUAGUAGCCUGACUAUAGGCCGUGUAACAGCCGGGAUAGAAUAUAGCCGUCCAUUCCGGCCGAAGUGGAAUGGAACUGCUGGAAUUAUUUUUCAGCGUGUCGAUGUUCGUGAUGAUAAACGGAAUCCUGUUAUACGGGACUUCUACAGCAGCCCACUUACUGCAAGCGGCAACACACACGAUGAUAUGUUACUUGCUAAACUGGAGACUGUGUAUACAGGUUCUGGUGACUCCGGUUCUUCAAUGCUGGCUUUCAACAUGGACCAGGGUAUUCCUGUUUUGCCUGAGUGGCUACUUUUCAAUAGAGUAAAUGCUCGUGCCUUGAAAGGCUUCAUUGUUGGUCCAUUCCGUCUCCGUUUAAGUUUAUCUGGUGGUCAUGUGGCGGGCAAUUUCCCUCCCCAUGAAGCGUUUGCUAUUGGUGGAACUAACAGUGUUAGGGGAUAUGAAGAUGGCGCAGUUGGCUCAGGUCGGUCAUACACGGUUGGCUGCGGAGAAAUUUCAUUUCCCCUCACGGGGCCGGCGGAAGGGGUUGUAUUUGCUGAUUAUGGGACAGACUUUGGUUCCGGUUCCAGUGUGCCUGGCGAUCCUGCUGGGGCGAGGUUAAAACCUGGAAGUGGCUAUGGAGCUGGGCUCGGCAUUCGCGUAGACUCGCCUUUGGGGCCUCUAAGACUUGAAUAUGCCUUUAAUGACCAGGGUGUUGGCAGGUUUCACUUUGGGGUUGGCCUACGCAACUGAGUGUUAAGUGUCUUUACCUAUGUUUCUUCCUUAGCGGAGUGUACCAAUUCAUUCCAUUACUAUUUCAAUCCAUGGCAACCUUAGAGUUUUCUUUCACUCACAUUCAUUUUAUAGUUUGUGUAUAGCACUUCUUACUUUCUAGGAACUAAUAGCCCGGUGAUCCUUCCCCAACCCCUUCCAAAAGGGCCACUGGGAAUCCAGGAUCGGAUCCUAUAAUCAACAUUCAACACCCAAGCUUUUCCUGUAGAACACAUUGUGAAUGUGGUUCUAUUUUGAGUUCUUUUUCGCGUCUCACAAGAUCUACCCAAGUGCAUUGGAAUAGAAUGAUUGUAGUCAUGCUAAUUGGAUGCUUUUAAUUCCAUUGAUUCGUCUAAAACUUGAAAACAAAAUCAUCAUGGGUUCAUUGAUUGUUUAUGGUAUUAUUGCGUUUAUUCGUCUAAUUGG
Cuscuta europaea is the source of this 2636-nucleotide messenger RNA. NCBI's taxonomy places the organism in Eukaryota, Viridiplantae, Streptophyta, Magnoliopsida, Solanales, Convolvulaceae. The record is from the annotation of a GenBank genome assembly.